AUGGUCAGAUCGGAAGUAGAUGUCUUAAACAGGCGAAUUGAGGCUCUCUGCAAAAUGAAGGGGCAUACAUUGAGCAGAGGAUCAAGUGGUAGCGUUCAAGCGACAUACGGCAUGGUUCAACAAUACCUGGGGGAUGGUACCGAACCAAUGCACGCAAGAUUGUGUACUCUACUGCGUACUGUUAAAGCAACGGAGGGCACGAAGGAGCCCUGCAGAUUCGGAAGGCACAUGCGUGAUGUGCUUGGCAAGGACGAGAUCAAAGGCGAUUCCGAUUCAUUUGGUCCAGCAAGCGCGCAAUCUUGGCUCGCCCGUCGCUCCCCCUCUGCCACGUCGAGCGUAGACAUCCAGUCGCUGGCCAAGCGCGUGCGAUACAAGGUCAUGGACCAGAACACCCCGAGCCCGAACCCGAGCGAUCAGGAUGACUCCGACAACACCCCUCGAUCCGAGCUCCCUUCCCUCGCCGUCACUCCGACUCCCGCCCGUGAGGAUGCUCGACACGCUUCCGAGGAUGGUUACUUCGCUCUGAAGCCUACCGUCUCCCGUCCGAACUCGUUGCUAUCUCCUGCAGUUGCCGCUAUCGCUACUCCGGGCAUCCGCCGCACUACCACAUACCCCGACACCCCCGACAGGCCUGUUGUUCAAAGAGACCUCUCACAUGCUUCAGUCGCUAGUGUCGAAAGCAAUCUGAGUACCGUCACCGUGAAGGCAUCCGACUCUGGUCACGAGUCAUCUAGUCAGGCAACCUCCCCUCUCUAUACCCGGCCAAAAUACCCUAAUCAGGCCUUCUCUGCCUUGCAGCAACAACGAUACCCCCCACCGCAUCUGCCUCCGACACUGCGUACCAAGACGCUUCACCCGGCUCAGCCUGAAAACUUCCGUCAAGCAAUACAAGCUCUGCAUAAGACUGGUGCUAAGACCGCUGACAACACUCCUGCUGUGACCCCUGGCUUGUUCACCCCCAAAGCACCCGCUGAGCAAUCAAACUUGGGUCCUGAUGAACAUGGAUUUUAUGCGUCUCCAUUCUUGCACUUCACCCACCGUCAGGCACCCAAGGAAACCCACAUUGCUGAUGUUGAUAUUGAUCCUAUCUCUGGACGAAAGCUCAUCAACAACUACGAAAUCAUUGACGAGCUCGGUAGAGGAACGCAUGGCAAGGUUAAGCUGGGUCGCAAUCUGGCCACAAACGAAUAUGUAGCCAUCAAAAUCGUGGAGCGCUACUCCAAGAAGCGUCGACUUGGCAAGCUGGGCAACGCUGAAGAUAAGGUCAAAAAGGAAGUUGCUAUUUUGAAGAAGGCCCGACAUCCAAAUAUCGUUGCUCUACUCGAGGUCAUUGAUGACCCCGCCCGCAAGAAAGUCUACAUUGUGUUAGAACGUGUCGAGCUUGGUGAAAUUGUAUGGCGCGCGAGUGCUCCCAAGGAAGUUGCUUUGGUUGAGUGUCGUCGCUACAACAGAGAGUCGCGUGGUAUCUUUGACGACGAGGAAGCCGAGGCUGAAGAUCGCGCUAUCCUCGACGAGGCCAAGACACGUCGGCUCAAACAGCAGAGGCGUACUUUGAGAAAGCUACGCCGUCAGAGACUGGCUGGAGGUACCGGACCUGGAGCCUGGAGUUUCGAAUUCGGCGGCGACACCGACGAAGAUGAUUCGGAUGCAGAACAUGCGUCAAGAAUUUCCACUUCGACGACCGAAAAGAGUGCGGAUCAGGUAGGAAUUGAUAGUCGUCAACUAUCAGCCGUGCUUGCACAAUUCUCGAUCGGAGAGAGCGACGGAGCCGAUCCUGGGACCCCCAUCAAUCCGGUCAACCCUCAGGCCUUCUGGCCAGAAGUCAGCCCAGUGAAACUUUUGGAAGGUACCAUGUAUGGUUCUUACGAAGAGGAAGUCGCCGACAAAGAAGCAGCUCGGGCGCCAAGCUUGGCUAGCAGUGUGCGCUCCUUUGGUGCUCAAGACCUCCGUCACCCAGAAGAACGUCGAUAUUGGGAUGCUUCAGGGGCAGAAAUCCUCGAUGCUGACUUCCACCCCGAUCUGCAGUUUGUCCCUUGCAUGUCCAUGAACGCUGCCCGUGUAGCAUUCAGAGACACUGUCUUGGGGCUGCAGUAUCUGCAUUGGCAAGGCAUCAUUCACAGGGACAUCAAGCCUCCUAAUCUCCUGCAAACCGCCGAUCACCGAACAAAGAUCUCAGAUUUCGGCGUUUCAUAUCUUGGUCGUCCGAUCAACGACGACCAAGUCCCAGAAAACCUUUCCGAAUCAGACAUGCAGGACUUUGACGAGGCUAAGGAACUCGCAAAGACUGUCGGCACCGCGGCUUUCUACGCUCCUGAAUUAUGUUACACUGAUGGGACUGGUGAUACCCCUCCAGUUGGAGCCGCUAUCGAUGUGUGGGCAUUGGGCAUCACUCUGUUUUGUAUGUUGUUUGGCCGGACACCGUUUGUCGACAACGAAUUUGUUGUCAUGCGACGAAUUGCAGACGAAGAGAUCUACGUGCCUAGGAGGCGUCUGCGGCCUGUUGAUCCUCGUCCUAAAUCCCGUCCGUCUUCUCACGGCCGUUACUUCCCACCCGCUGCUUCGGGCAAGAGAUCAGAGUACGAGUUGGCAUAUGAGGAGUUGGACGAUCUCCUUCUCGACCUGUUCCGCAGGUUGUUACAGAAGGACCCUGCAAAACGCAUCACCCUAGAGGAAGUUCGACACCAUCCCUGGGUAGUACAAGAUAUUUCCAAUAAGACCCUCUGGCUUGAUGAGACGGAUCCAUUCAGACAAUCACACGGUAAGAAGAUCCAAGUCUCCAAAGAGGAACUUCAAGAUGCCGUUGUGCCAGUCAAGCUGGUAGAGAGGAUCCGAUCAGGUGUGAAGAAGACCAUCGGCGGCUUGAUGAGCGGUCUGGGCCGAGCAAGUUCGACAAGGACUAGAACGCCUUCAAUGUCCGGAUCCAAUCCUCUUUCUGCCAGCUCUUCGAGCAGUGCAAUCAGCCAAGAUGGCCGAAGGAAUAGCUUGCGAGGCGACGAGAGUAUAUUCUCGGCUUUAAAAGCUUCUCGUGAGCAUGAGCACCCUUUGGCGCAAAGUGUCACUGUCAGCCCAGAGCAAGCCCCCAAUCGCGACGCCUACUUCUCAAGUGCCAGCACACCAACGGGGGCGACUGAUUACCCAAGUCAGGGGGAUAGGUCAAGAUCAAUCAUGUCUACGACUACUUCUGUUCGGACUAUCAAACCAUCCGACAUGCUCCAACCCCAGAUCACUCCAGAUUCGCCGCCUACAUCUCCAGGACUCGGCUCAUCCUCCUUCGACGCCACUGUAACCAACAUUGGCGGACUUCUGAGUGGUGCCGGUCGAAGAAUACUGAAAAGCGUCAGAGAUCGAAGUACCGCAGGCCGAAGCACUGACGGGCUGGAGAGAUCGGCUAGCAGGGCACCUUCUGAGUCGAGCGACGCUCACGGCGACCCGAGUAUCGCUGUUAGUACUACGCAAGCAUCGGGUCAUCUAGAUCUCCCGGAUGCGCUCAAAGACAUCACUUUAGGAGCGAGCAAUUCCCCGAGUCCCAUAGUGUCAAGAUCACAAUCGAGAGUUCCCCCGGAACGUCGCGACACGGCAAUCAGACCGAGCACAACACUUUCUCGCCAAGUUUCCACCUCCUCGAUCGAAGCACGCCGGCGCUUGGCGGCUGAAUCCACGUGGGAUCCAAACAAUACCGAUCGACUUCCUCACGAGUCAACCGAAGAUGAUUUCCGUAGAGCAGAGGACGAAUGGCUACGACGCAGUACUCGGGAGUCUACGGCAGAGACAAGCAUAAUCUCAAGCCGAGCGGCAACAGAAGUGCCUGAAACAUGUCCGCCGAGUCCGGAUGACGAGUUCGAGCACGACUUUCACAAUGACCACUACGAAGAUGAUGAGGACGACGAUGACGAAGAUGAUGAUGACGACGAGGAUGAGCUGGUAAUUGGCGGGUCAAGAUCUGAUGCACGUCGACGCAGUGCGUACGUGCAGAGAUCUCAGGCCACUAGUCCAACAAGCCAUGCUUCGGGUGCAGUACCGCUCAUGACACCCAGCUCUUCUGAAGAUCGCUUCCCUCCCAAUACACCCAUGUCUUGCUCGAACCCCUCGAUUCCUUCCUUUACCACCGUCGACUCGGAAGUUCCUCAAGAAAAGGCCGCAGAUGAACAAGGUGAGCCUCUUGAUGCCGCAGAAUCACUUUUCACACCCUGUGUGCCUGUACUUGAAGAAGAUGGAUACUCUGGUGACAAUGCCAUUGAGAGUGAUGAUGACGAUUACGAAGACUCAUCUGACGACGAUGGCGGUCUGCAAAUGGUGCGUAGACGAUCUGCACCUUUUACACCUAGCGGUGGCAAGGGACUUGGGGUCAGCUCAUCGUACUUUUCACGUCACCCACGACGAGGCACUGGGUCAUCUGCUUUUUCCAAAAAGUCAUCUCGAAGUGGCAGCAACAAUACCAUGAAAAAGAUACGCAGUCACGACGAUAGCGACUGA
Molecule: messenger RNA, 4473 nt
Organism: Aureobasidium pullulans EXF-150
Lineage: Eukaryota; Fungi; Ascomycota; Dothideomycetes; Dothideales; Saccotheciaceae
Product: kinase-like protein
Exons: 3
Coding region: 1-4473 (1490 amino acids)
Biological process (GO): intracellular signal transduction; protein phosphorylation
Cellular component (GO): cytoplasm
Molecular function (GO): ATP binding; protein serine/threonine kinase activity
Source: RefSeq, a predicted model, not a curated record